Molecule: messenger RNA, 1286 nt
Organism: Fusarium redolens
Lineage: Eukaryota; Fungi; Ascomycota; Sordariomycetes; Hypocreales; Nectriaceae
Exons: 10
Coding region: 192-1286 (364 amino acids)
Source: RefSeq, a predicted model, not a curated record
CUAUCAAUUGCCUUAGUCAUAUGCAGCCGCGAAUCUUCAAGGUCGCGUUGAACCGAAUGUGAUAGGGGCAUUUGUUUUAGCUUGGGGCUCAUGCAGCUUUAGCUUCUGUGAUAAAGAUGGAGGUGUUCCCUGCAUGUUCGGAUGUCCCCCUGCUCUGCUCUGUUCUGUCUUUGCCAGUUUGGUUGUAAAAUAUGCCUCAGAUCGAAGAUAGGCCGUCGUUCCUUAUUGAGUCAUGGACGCUUUAUGUCUUCGGCACGCUUAUUCUCUUCUCGCGCUUUGCAGUUCGUUUCAAGACUGUUGGAUGGAGGGGUUUACAAGGCGAUGAUUUCUUUUCUGUUCUUGUUCUCAUAUUCUACGCUGUAGAUGCGUUUACAGUACAUCUCAUCUAUUACCUCGGCACCAACAUCGAAGCUGGAGUCGCUGCAAAGUUACACACUUUAACGAAAGAUGAAAUCAAUGAAUACGAAACAGGUUCUAAACUCGAACUUUCAGCUUGGUAUGCUUACACAGCCCUCAUUUGGUCUCUGAAGGGAACGAUGUUAUGCUUCUUUUCUCGAAUGACGAUCGGGACGUGGCAUAAUAUGUUUGUAAAGACUGUUUCGGUGCUGUGUGCCUUGUCUUACCUUGCUGUCUUCCUUACGAUUACGUUUGGAUGUUUUCCUACUCAGAAGAACUGGCAGGUUGUGCCUGAUCCUGGAGAGAAAUGCUCCUUCAAAAUGCAGAACUUCCUCGUAACAACAGUUCUAAACGUCCUUACCGACGCUCUCAUCCUCGGAAUUCCAAUGCCUCUCCUCUGGAAACUCCAAGUCACCUUCCGCAAAAAACUCAUCAUCGGCAUCCUCCUCUCCUCAGGAGCAUUCGUAAUCGCAGCAGCUAUAACCCGCGUCGUCCUCACACUAUCCGCAAAUCCCUCUGCACCAACGAUCAACGCAUGGGGCGUUCGAGAGACCAUCGUUGGAAUCCUCACCGUCAACAUUCCCAUUCUAAGACGGAUCUUCUCAAAGUCCUUUUGGAAUGGAAAUGCUCCGAGUGAGAUUGCUUCGUCGACGCUUACGCAGGAUAUUUCGGGGCCGUAUGAGAUUACGCCGAGUAUUAAUGAGGGAUCGAAACCGAGUGUUAGGGGGAGCCAAGACUCGAUCGUUUCGAAGACUGUAAGAAUGGCUGAUAUUGUUGUGUCAAAGUCGUAUCAGGUCAGUCAUGAUGUGAACACUUAUGAUGGGAGGUCAUGGUACGGAGACCGAAACGGAGCUUCGAAAGCCUCUGUGCAUGCAGAAUCACCCGUUUAG